Messenger RNA from Aedes albopictus (Asian tiger mosquito), 2634 nucleotides. RefSeq lists its product as uncharacterized. Lineage: Eukaryota; Metazoa; Arthropoda; Insecta; Diptera; Culicidae. The transcript has 3 exons. The record is from RefSeq and is a predicted model, not a curated record. Bases 1 to 2634 code for a protein of 877 amino acids.
AUGUUCGUCAGUGGACUCAAAGCCUCAAAACACGCCGAUGUUCGAGCAAGACUUCUUUCGAUCCUGGAACAUGAGAAACCUGAAGCACCAGCCACUCUCCAGUCGUUAAUUGACGAGUAUCAACGCCUCAUCAACCUGAAGGAAGACACAAGCAUCAUCGAACAGCAAACCAGUUCGAAGUCAGCGGUUCACGCCAUCAGGGACAGGAAGGGUUCAGCGUCUCAGAACAGUUUCUCGAAGUCAGAAAGUAAGAAGCCGAAGACACCUUGUUGGCAGUGCGGCCAAAUGCACUUUGUGAAGGAAUGCGUUUUCAACAACCACCUCUGCAGAGACUGCAACCGUGUCGGCCAUAAGGAAGGAUACUGUUCCUGCUCCAAGAAAUCAUCAAAUCCGGCUAAGACCACACCAUCAACCAUCAGCAAGAAGCGAAAGAAGGGGAAAUCCAGUGUUGAAGCCAAAGGCGUGUUCGUUGUCAACCACAUUGAACACCGGGAAAACAAGCGGAAGUUCGUUACCGUGGCGAUCAACGGAGUACCAGUCCCUCUUCAAAUCGAUUCGGCCAGCGACAUCUCCAUUGUUUCGGAAACUGUCUGGAAGCAACUCGGCAAGCCGGCGAUCAAUCCAUCAUCAAGCCAAGCCUCAAACGCAUCGGGUGAUCCACUAUCUCUAGUCGGUGAGUUUGAAUGUGAAGUAUCCAUCAAAGGAGAAACGAAGCGAGGCAGAUGUUUCGUCACAUCCGUACGUGAUCUGAAUCUGAUGGGCAUUGAAUGGAUUGACUUGUUCAACUUCUGGUCAAUUCCGUUUGAUUCCAUUUGCAAUCAAAUCGUGAUGCCUUCCAAACGUGAAAUCGAUCGAGAGAUUCAGCAGCUGAAACUCAAGCACAAAGAAGUUUUCAACGAGACCCUUGGACUGUGCAACCGCACUAAGGUACAGCUGCAUCUCAAGCCCGGAAGUAAGCCAGUUUUCUGCCCAAAACGACCCGUUCCGUUUCAUUCCGUACCGUUGGUUGAUGCUGAACUCAAUCGUCUUCAAAGCCUAGGAAUAAUCACACCUGUGGAUUUCUCGGAGUGGGCAGUCCCCAUCGUAGCUGUGAAGAAACCGGAUGGCAGAGUUCGCAUUUGCGUGGAUUACUCGACAGGCCUGAACAACGCUAUGGAAGCCAACAACUAUCCCCUGCCGGUACCAGAAGAAAUUUUUGCCCAGCUGGCAGGAUGUCAAGUCUUCAGUGUGAUCGACCUGUCCGAUGCGUAUCUUCAAUGCGAAGUAACCGAAGAUUCUAAACAACUUCUGACGAUCAACACGCAUAGAGGAUUGUUUCGCUUCAACCGCCUGGCCCCAGGAGUCAAAUCAGCGCCAGGGGCAUUCCAACAAAUGAUAGAAACAAGGACUGGAAAUCUCAUGCUGAAUAAGUUGCUGCAAAGACUGACGGAUUGCGGAUUUCAUCUGAAAAUUCAAAAAUGCAAGUUUUUCCAAACUGAAGUCCGUUACCUAGGCCACAUCACCGAUCGCAAUGGUAUCCGCCCUGACCCCGAGAAAGUGGAAACAAUCUCGAGCAUUCCCCCACCAACGAACGUAUCCGAGCUGAGGUCCUAUCUUGGCGCCGUGAAUUACUAUGGCAAAUUCGUACGGAAUAUUCACGAGCUGCGUCAUCCCCUGGAUCAGCUGCUGCGCAAGGACGUCAAGUGGAACUGGAGUGCCGAUUGCCAGCGAUCAUUCGAACAAUUCAAGGAAGUGCUGAAAUCCGAUCUUCUCCUGACCCACUACAAUCCGAAACUCCCAAUCGUCGUAGCUGCAGAUGCAUCAAAAACUGGAAUCGGUGCCGUAAUUUUCCACAAGUUUCCGAACGGUAGCAUGAAAGCUAUUCAACACGCUUCACGCACUCUCACCCCUGCUGAGCAAGCCUAUGGACAACCGGAAAAAGAAGCCCUAGCCCUCGUUUACGGAGUAACCAAAUUCCACAAGAUGCUGUUGGGUAGAAGAUUCACACUCCAGACGGACCAUAAGCCACUUCUGUCAAUUUUCGGAUCGAAAAAGGGUAUUCCGGUGCACACGGCAAAUCGCUUGCAGCGCUGGGCCCUCAUCAUGCUGAAUUACGAUUUCGACAUUCAGUACGUCUCAACAAACGAAUUUGGAUGUGCUGACAUGCUUUCCCGCCUUAUCGAUAGAAGCUUGCGCCCAGAGGAAGACUACAUCAUUGCUGCCGUUUCGCUCGAAGAAGACAUGGCAAGUAUCCUCAACACCACAAUCGAAGCAGUUCCAGUUUCGUUUCCAGCGCUCCGAGAUGCCACGAGUAAAUGCGAAGUUCUCCAACAAGUCAAGAAAUACAUUGUUGAUGGAUGGCCAGCUAAUCCAAAGCAAUUUGCCGAAGCUGCUCUUCCGUACUACAAUCGACGUGAAUCCCUCAGUAUUAUCAGCGAAUGCGUGAUGUUCAAGGAAAGGCCUGGACUGGAUGGUGCAAUCGAGGACUAUGUUCGACGCUGUAGUCACUGCGCUACUGCUGCUAAGGCUCCCGUCAAGGCGAAACCAGAACCAUGGCCCAAAACAGAGAAACCGUGGACACGUAUACACAUCGACUACGCUGGACCGGUUGAUGGCAACUACUUUCUGGUGGUCGUUGAUCCCUUUUCCAGAUGA